Molecule: messenger RNA, 2789 nt
Organism: Ectocarpus sp. CCAP 1310/34
Lineage: Eukaryota; Phaeophyceae; Ectocarpales; Ectocarpaceae
Source: the annotation of a GenBank genome assembly
AAAAAAAGGAGGUCAGGAACACGAGACACAAGCGUCAUUUCUUUGCCAAAAAGAGAGCAGAGGCAAAAAGGGUCAGCCCGGUCGAUCGAUUGACAUUCCUCGUGCAUGUUUACCGGGACUAGCUCGUCGAAGCCCUCGUUGCCUCCGGCCCUUUCCGUCCCGCCCGCUGCCCACCGCGCUGCUGCUGUCGAAGACGUCGACCUAGACGACGGGCUGAACGACAACGAACUGAGUGACGGAGGCAGCGAGACAUCAGCAGCAGUAGGCAAGAAGAACACCAUGGGGUCCGUGGACCGAAAGGGCGAUAACGACCACCCGGGAGGCGGGAAGAAGAUGGGCGAGGUCGCGAACGCGAUCGCGUCCUGCGCGGCCCUCUCGUUCUUCUCCAUCUCCAUGAUCCUGGCCAACAAGGCUCUGGCGGUAUUAUUUAAUGCCAACCUGCACUUCCUGCCCAUGGCCUUCCAGUGUUUCAUCGCCGUGCUCUUGGUGGAAGCGUCCCGGAUGAAGGGGCUGGUGCAGUACGAGCCGUUCAACAUGGCGACGGCCAUGCGAUGGUUCCCCAUCGCCAUCUUCUUCUGCACGAUGCUCCUCUCCUCCUUCCUGUCCAUGCAGUACAUGGGCGUGCCGAUGGUGACGGUGUUCAAGAGCUUAACAAACCUCAUCAUUGUCGCGGGAGACUACUUCUGGCACAGCCAGGUAGCCACCCCGCUCGUGCUCCUCAGCCUGGCGGUCAUGACAGGCGGAGCGAUCCUUGCCUCUUGGAGCGAUAUCGAGUUUUCGGCGUGGGGCUACUUCUGGAUGUCGGCGAACUGCUUCGCGACGGCUUCGUACGUGCUGACGAUGAAGUUCGCUACCCGCACCAUGAAGCUGCCCAAGUUCGGCAUGGUUUUCUACAACAACUUGCUAGGGUGCCUAAUCAUGCUGCCGUUGGCUGUGUGUUUCGGAGAGGUCUUCACGUUGGAGAGCACGAGCUUGGUUGGCUUUCUCGACCGCGCGGAUCUGCACACUCCCACGUACCUGGGCAUCAACCUCGGUGCCGGCGCGGCCGGGUUUUUCCUGAACUUCGCGGCCCUGUGGUGCGUGAGCGCUACGUCGGCGACAACCUACGCCGUCGUGAACACCGUCAACAAUUUCCCCGUGUCCAUCCUGGGGUACUACCUCCUUCCCGGCGCCCGCAUCUCCCACCAGCAGUGGGAGUUCAUUGUCGUCAACAUCGUGGGAGGCUUUAUCUACUCCGCCGCGAAGAUCAAGGAGCAAAAGGCGAAGGAGCGCGCGGAGGCGCUGCUGGCGUCUCAGGACAACGGAGACGUGGAAGCCAUACCGCUUGUGGGGGGCACAACGGACGACCUCAAGAGCCGCAACAGCCCAGGCAGGCGUAGUUAACAAAGAGAUCUUGCCGCAAAAAUCUUGGAUGGAUGUUGAGCCUUGUGUCGAGCGCGGGGGAACUAGCACUGUGCUUGCAGCAGGCGCGUGGAUGGCGUUUCAGCGUGACCUAUCUACAUGCGCGGUCGUCGCUUGGUUGAUGGUGUGAGAUGAGGCUGAUGGUGAAAAAAAAAAAACGGUGAUUUAUUUGUAUGGUAUUCUUCAGUCGGGUAAGGUUUACCGGGCGGAGGAAGCGUCGUCGUGUGUGCGCCCGCCGCUAUUUUGGCGACCCGUCAAGUUUGGUGUGGCGUGGCAUUGGUCGACGUCUCACGAGGUCAAGCGAUGCGCGCGGUGUGGUUUGUGGCUGUGCGCCGCCCCCAUAAAGUCAAAGAUUGCCGCGAGAUGACUCCUCAUCCUGCAUGUGCGCGAUGCGUUCUCGUAAAGAUGCUGGCGCGUGCGGUGUGCUGCUGACGCGCACCGGUUUGAUUUUCUCUGGGUUUUUUGGGGGAUAGGAACAACGAGAGCACAUGGAAGCUCGUCUGCACGUAGUCUAAGCGUACUUUUUGUUUUUGUAACGGCGGCUGAAUGGACUGGUAUGUGCGCGAUGCGUGGCCGGUGUAGUGGAAAUCGAGGACCAAACUGUCUUGUUCAGGACAUCAGAUCCUGCGUGCAAACUGAUUUUACCUCGACAAGAACAUUUUUGGUACCAAGUGUGGUUUGGUGUAAUGAGUGUUAACCGAAGGCGAGGGGAGGUAGCGCAUUGAUGUGAUUGUUAACGGAGGGGGGGGGGUCUCACGGACGACUUUAUGACGGGGCGUCCAUCGCUCAUGUGGGGCAAGAAGACGAGCUAUUGAUGAAUCGGAGGGCGAGAGUCCAAGCCUGGCGGUAGUGGCAAGAUAAGGGGGGACGGAAGUAACGGCGUUCGAGAUGAAAGAUGCCGCUGUUUUGUGAUUGGCCAGAAAUCCCUGGUCGACAUGGCGUGUCGUUUACGGCGGCGUCACUUUGUUGUUGAAAAAUCAAAUCCAAUUCGCUCGUGUAAUAAAGCAGCUUCUCCUCUAUGCUCGAUUGUGACUGCCUUCUCUGCUCCGCCGUAUGCCGAGCGUCAAAAAACCGAUGCUCUCGGUGCCUACGCUCCUUGAAGCACGACGUUGACUUAACAAUGCUGUAUUAGGAAAGGGGCGGUGCGCGGAAACUUGGCUGGCCUGCGUACAUCUAGAUUGGAACUAACUCCCAACGGUGGUGCCAGAUUCGACGUCGCUUUUUUAGUUCCGCCACUUUUUUACCCCUUGUAAUGGUGUUUAGGCUGGGCAGCACAACAGUUUACGUGGGGCUUGAUCCCAGUUGAGGCUUUGUUCUCUUUGUGACAGUCACCCUAGGCGAUGUUUGAUGAGUCAACGUACGUAAAAUCAUUUUUACGGGUGGAACCU